UAUUGAUCAGUGAAACUACCUUGUCGUCCAUGAUAGGUAUCCAUGAAACCUCGUCCCCGGUUGCCACAUAUCGCGCGAGACGAGUCGGCGGAAGCGUGUCACAGAACUCAGAGGCUCCAUACGCCGGAACACGGAACAAAGACCCCGAUCACCUCACGGCUGUGGAUCGCCAGAAACUUUGCGUGUCUUUCGCGUUCACCACGGAUUACUUAUGUACUCGGACAGCUCUGGCACUGGGCCUGCUCGGGGCAUAUUGGUUCCCUCCUCGCCACGUGUCAAGUCAACGGUGAAUAUAUACAUGACGUGACACGAUAAGUUUCCAGCUUUCCCCCCCGUUCACGAAGACCCACGGAUGGCUGAGAUAGUCUCUUCCGCCGAAGAUCUUCCGCUCAUCCCAGAUGACCUGACAGUCCCGCAAUUCAUUCUAGAUUACCACCACCCCUGCCGUCCUCUUCGCAGGCACGACAUCCCAUGGUUCAUUGACGGGCAGACAGGGAACAAAGUUGGGCUGGAAGAGCUUCGUGCUCGCACCUAUGGUCUCGCAAACGGGCUCAAAAUUAAGUACGCUAUAAAGGAGGAUGACCUCGUUCUCAUACACAGUCCAAACCACAUUGAUUACCCCGUCGCCAUGUGGGCGGUUCACAGGUUAGGGGCUAUUAUUUCUGGGGCCAACGCAUCUUUCACCACAGACGAGCUUGUAUACCAUGUGAAUAUGGUCAAACCCGCGAUACUCAUAUCGCACCCUGACUGCGUGCACGUUGCCUACUUGGCAGCAAGAGCGACAGGCAUCGAUGCCAAUCGUAUUCUUGUGUUUGAUGACCGCGGGUCUUGCACUCCUGGCGCGACCACCGUCCAGAGUCUAAUCACCCUUGGUUUAGCCAGUCCUCCAGGUUUCACCGAGAGAAGGUUGAACCCUGGCGAAGGGAAGACGAAAGUUGCAUUUGUGAAUCUUUCCAGUGGCACCACCGGAAAACCUAAGGUUAUCGCAAUAUCGCACUACACGCCAAUCGCCACCUCGAUUCAAGUAGCUUUUCAUCUCAGGGUUAAUGACGACAAAGUACCAUGGGAAGAACGAAGGUUCAGACCUGGAGACGUAGCGUCUGCUGUCCUCCCAAUUUACCAUAUCUUUGGAUUGGCUUAUAAUCUCCAUUUCAUGCUUUUCUGCGGGAUGACGCUAGUCUUGAUCAACAAAUUCAACCUUGUUAACCUUCUUCGAACCAUUGAAAAGUUCCGCAUCACACAUCUACCGCUCGUGCCUCCUCAGAUCGUCCUCAUCUGCAAGUACCCUAAGGUCCGGGAGUAUGACCUGAGCUCCGUUCGGUUCAUCAAAACAGGGGCUGCUCCGCUCGCCAGUGAGACAAUGAACCAAGUUGCACCACUGUUCCCAGGUGCACAUAUUGAACAGGGUUAUGGCACAACUGAAGCAUCAACAAUUGCGCUCUGUCCUUUGGAGACAAAGACCGACUUGAGUGGCAGCUCUGGUGUCCUGUUACCCGGUAUUUCGGCCAGGGUUGAGAGACCCGAUCGCUCUCUAGCUGACUGGGGUGAGUUGGGCGAGUUGGUGAUCAAGUCACCAGCGCUGGCUUUGGGGUAUACCAACGAUUCCGAAGCGCACAAGGAGACAUUUUCGGAUGGCUGGUACAGGACCGGAGACGAGGUUAGACUACUCAAGACUGGCCAUCUCUUCGUCGUCGAUCGUCUGAAGGAAAUAUUGAAGGUCAAAGGCUAUCAAGUCUCUCCCGCGGAAUUGGAAGGCUGCAUACUCGAACAUCCAGAUACCACGGACACUUGUGUUGUAGGUGUACCGGAUGAGUAUAGCGGCGAGCUUCCCAUGGCAUUUGUCGUCUUGAACCCCCAGACUGCCGCGCGGGUCCGAGAAGACCCGCGCGUUGCGGGAGAAGUAAAGCAAUCCAUCAUUCAGUACGUAGCAAGUAAGAAGGCAGCUUACAAGAGACUCGCUGGGGGCAUCGAGUUCAUCGAUGCUAUUCCGAAGGCACCAACGGGGAAGCUACUUAGACGGGUCUUGCGUGAUAGGGCAAGGAAGGAGCGAGCGAAAUUAUGAGGGAUACCUUACGGAAGUCGUUUACGCAUUCGCAUCUAGGAACUACAUAAUGAAUAUGCAC
Pisolithus orientalis is the source of this 2123-nucleotide messenger RNA. RefSeq lists its product as uncharacterized. Gene Ontology annotation, biological process: secondary metabolic process. Gene Ontology annotation, molecular function: CoA-ligase activity. Bases 353 to 2062 code for a protein of 569 amino acids. The record is from RefSeq and is a predicted model, not a curated record. The transcript has 18 exons. Lineage: Eukaryota; Fungi; Basidiomycota; Agaricomycetes; Boletales; Pisolithaceae.